Messenger RNA from Oncorhynchus kisutch (coho salmon), 9076 nucleotides. Its product is annotated as protein phosphatase Slingshot homolog 1. The record is from RefSeq and is a predicted model, not a curated record. The transcript has 15 exons. NCBI's taxonomy places the organism in Eukaryota, Metazoa, Chordata, Actinopteri, Salmoniformes, Salmonidae. Gene Ontology annotation, molecular function: actin binding; phosphatase activity. Gene Ontology annotation, biological process: protein dephosphorylation; negative regulation of actin filament polymerization. The coding region runs from base 355 to 3540 and encodes 1061 amino acids.
GAAUGUUUGAACUCAGCAUCACUGUGUGGUUGGCUGGCAGCAGCUGACUAGCAUAAGCUCGCAUCCCCUGGUGGAAGCGGUUUUGUGCAGGCUAGUGAGAAAGCCGCAACAUGGGGAACGAUAAGUACAUGCUCUGUACGUUCUUACUAUGAAAUUCGUCUAUUUUUAUUUGAGAAAAUUCAAAAGGAACAACUGACUUCCAGAUUUUAGGACGAUGGAAAUUUAACGGCGAUGAAAUUCUCUGCUUCGACCGCUAUAGACGUUGACACCAAGAAACAAUUUCCUUAGGUUAUUCACCCGGAAUAAAGCUGUUCUCUGGACAGGCUACACCGGCCUGUGCAGACUCUCUCAGCCAUGGCUCUGGUUACUUUGCAGCGCUCCCCUACCCCAAGCGCUGCAUCCACAGCCAGCACAACCACCACCAACGUGGGGGAGGACUUUGGGAGUGAUGAUGAGCGCCGGCUAAAUCAGAGCCUGAGCGAGAGCUUCUUCAUGGUGAAGGGUGCCGCCCUCUUCCUGCAGCAGGGCAGCAGUCCUCAGGACCAGAAAGCACAUCCCCACCACAAACAUGCAGGAGACUUACCUCAGCACCUGCAGGUGAUGAUCAACAUUCUUCGCUCGGAGGACCGAAUCAAACUGGCGGUGCGGCUGGAGAGUGCCUGGUCAGACAGAGUGCGUUACAUGGUGGUGGUGUACACCAGCGGACGACAGGACACAGAGGAGAACAUCCUGCUGGGCAUAGACUUCAGCGACAAGGACAGUAAAAGCUGCUCCGUUGGCAUGGUGCUGCCUCUGUGGAGUGACACCAAGAUCCAUCUGGAUGGAGACGGGGGUUUCAGUGUGAAUACAGUGAGCCGGAAUCAUGUCUUCAAACCUGUGUCUGUACAGGCCAUGUGGUCGGCUCUGCAGAUCCUCCACAAGGUGUGUGAGGUGUCCCGCAGGUACAACUACUUCCCCGGGGGAAUGGCCCUCACCUGGAUGGGUUACUAUGAGAGCUGCAUCGCCUCAGAGCAGAGCUGCAUCAACGAGUGGAACGCUAUGAGAGACCUGGAGACCUUGCGGCCUGACUCUCCCACCAUGUUUGUCGACAAGCCCACAGAAAGGGAGCGGACAGAGUGCCUUAUCAAAGCCAAACUCCGUAGCAUCAUGAUGUUCCAGGACCUGGAGAACGUCACCUCUAAACAGAUCCGGACGGAGCUGGAGCAGCAUAUGAGCUGUAACCUGAUGCAGUACAAGGAGUUCAUCGACAACGAGAUGCUGCUGAUCCUGGGCCAGAUGGACAAGGCAACACUCAUAUUUGACCACCUCUAUCUGGGAUCUGAAUGGAAUGCCUCCAAUCUGGAAGAGCUUCAGGACACUGGGGUGGGCUAUAUCCUCAACGUCACCAGGGAGAUAGAUAACUUCUUCCCAGGAACAUUCUCCUACCACAACAUACGGGUCUAUGAUGAGGAGACGACAGACCUGCUGGCCCACUGGAACGAGACAUACAACUUCAUAGUUAAAGCAAAGAAGAACCACUCCAAGUGUCUGGUCCACUGUAAGAUGGGUGUCAGCCGCUCGGCCUCCACCGUUAUUGCUUACGCCAUGAAGGAGUAUGGUUGGUCACUGGAGAAGGCCUUCAACUUUGUCAAGCAGAAGAGAAGCAUCACACGGCCCAACACAGGCUUCAUGAGACAGCUGGCUGAGUACGAGGGCAUCCUGGAUGCCAGUAAGCAGCGUCACAACAAGCUGUGGCGUCCUGACCGCCCCGACCCAGACUGUGACCUCCAUGAGGGACUGCAGGCCCAGUGCUGUGGGGGGGAGUACCCAGCGAACCGGACCCCUGAGCCGGGGAUGUCCCCCUGCUAUGAGGAGGCUCUUGAGGAGAAGGGGGCGGCAUGUCCCCUUUCCCCCUGCAGGAUGAUCAGUCUGGAGGUGGACCCCGCCUACAACAACUACUACUUCCGCAGGCUGUCUGACUCGGCCCUGGACAGUGACCCCUCCACGCCGGUGCGCGCUCCGCCCCUCCUGGACAUGGAGCGGGUCUUCAUAGAGAUUGAGGACGUGGAGCGUGACGCCCUGCUGGAUGACGAGGCCUUUGAGGGGCGGGAGGGCCUGCCGCUGCCACACUUUGGGCUGGCUGGGGUGGGGACGGCGGCCCAGACCUCUUGCCGAGGACCAGAGCCCCUGGAAGAGCUGCGCCUGCGUCUGGAGUUCAGCACUGUAGAGGAGGAGGAUGAGGAGGAGGUUCAGAAAGAUGAAGCAGAGAUGGAGGCGUUGGCACAGCCAGGAGGAAGAGUGGGGAGUGCAGGAGGAGGUGAUGGUGAUGGAGAGGUGGAGAUGGUUCAGGAAGAGGAGGGAGAGAAGGAGGGCAAUGGGCUGGACCUGGUAACCCUGAACCAGAACUCCAACAAUAACAACCACUUUAAUACCCUGUCCAGCCUCAAUGACACUGCUCCUUCCAAACCCGCUCACCCAGUCAAGCCUUCAGCCCUCUCGCGAUCAGACAACAAGCCCAGCCAUAACAUGGAUUCACUGACCCAGGAUUCUGAUCUCUGCCUUAACCCCACACACCUCCCCAGUGUGCCCAGUGUCUCUGUGGAGGUCCCAAGUGCCACUCUCCCUCUCCCACUUACCUCCCCCGACACACCCUGUUCCCCCAGCCUGCUGCACCCCUGUGGCCCUCUGUGUGACUGUGCCAACUGUGCUGCUCUGCCCUCUACACCUCUGCCUGAUGCCCAGGACUCCCCCUGCUCUCUGACAUCUGAGGACAUGGUUGGUGAGGCCAAGGGUGAGGAAGGGAAGCUUUUAGGGGUCUCUGAGCCUCUACCUGUCCCAGAGCUGCUGGGACUGAGCCUGGAGGAGAAGAGGCCGGCGGUGGCCUGCUACGUGGCCCAGCAGCAGGAGACUCUAGUGCAGCUACAGAGGUCAGGGCUGGUCCGCCGAAGGGCAGAGAGGCUGGAGAGGCUGUCAGGUCUGUCCCAGGAGGGGCUUCAUUCCUUGGAGCCUCUAGACAGCCCCCACUCAGGAGCCAGAGAGGGUCCCAGUCCUGUGGAGGUAGAGUUCUCAGCCUUCCCAGAAGACUUCCCCAAGUCCUCCACACCAUGCCCAGUGCCCCUGGAGCUGCUGGUGGUUCCUCUGACUAACGAGGUCCUGCUGGGUGCAGUGGGGUCUGGGGGGCUGACGCCCAACUCUUCCCCCCAUGGCUCCACACUGACACGUAGCUCCAGCAGUGACAGCAUCCGCAGCGUCAGGGGCAAACCCGGCCUGGUGCGCCAGAGGGCUCAGGAGAUCGAGACCCGCAUGCGGCUGGCCGGCCUCACCGUGCCCUCAAGCCUCAAACGCUCAAACUCACUGGCCAAACUGGGCAGUCUCAACUUCUCGGCUGAAGACCUGUGCUCCGUCUGCUCCUCGGAUGCAGGCACCCUCCUGCUCCUCUCUCUUUCCCCAGAGCCAGGCCUAGAAUGGGAGUGCCCCUCCACCUCUUCCUCCGCCCAGCCCAGAGCACACAGGGACCAGACCACCCCAGAGAGAGCACUGUCCGGGGGUCCCAGGAGCUGACAGGAAGGAUGGAGGGACACUCCUCCACCCAUCCCUCCAUCCCCCACUCUGAGCUGGGGAGGGUCACACAGAUUUUGGAGAGGGGAGAGGGACAGUCUUAAAAAACAAAUGUGUAUAUAGAAUUAUACAUGUAUAAAUAAACAUUUGAAUAAUAUAAAUAUAUAUUAAUAUAAAUCCACAUCAUAUUUAAGGAAAAAUUAACAGAAUCCAAAUAUUAUACCAUAAUCCAGAUGGUAUCUUGGUUAAAGCCUGCUCGGUAUCUUGGUUAAAGGCUGUUCUUGCAUGGAGCGCAAUGAAUGUGUGUGUAAAGAUGAACCUCAUACAGAAGACCUGGUCUCCAUCAGGACUUAAAGUGGUUUUCAUGUCUGGUCCUCUGCCUUUCUAGCUGUCCAGAGAUCAGAGUUACAGCUUUAUCAUCAUCAUAAUCAUUAUCAUAUUAUCAUCAUAAUCAUUAUCAUCACCAUCAUAUACCCUGCCUUUCACAAGCAGAUACAUUUUGUUUUUAUCACAGACUUUAUCAUCACAAUUUGUUGUUUACUUUGCCAUUGGUUAAUGUUAAUUGUGGUGUAUAUUGAUGAAGUGCUGCCUUAGCCAGAGUUGAUCAUCAGAUGAUACUGGUUUUGCACUAUCAUUGGGUAUAGUGCUCCCGAAGUUUCACCAUGUGCUGAAAACAAAGGGGAGAAGUGGGUGUAGUUGUCUGUGUUGUAUUUGUCACUGCUGUCUUGGGUUCAGUAAGCAGUAUGAGACGCACAUAGACUGUAAACUUGUCAUAACACAAACAGCACCAUUAAUUCGGUGUGCAUCAUGUAUUUUGGAGAGAUGUCGUGAUAGGUCAAAUGUAUGUGACAUCAUCAUAUCGGGUAUGCUAAAACGUUUUCUUCUUCUUGUCACCUCAGUGUUAAUGACAAUCCUUUACAGGUUAGAGGCUGUUACCAACGAUGUGAUAUUAGAAAUGUAUUUAAAAAAUCAUACAAGCAUAGAGUCUAGCUCCUCUGCUUCUGAGCCUGCAUUGUAUUUUGGUAUUUGCAUAAAAAAGUUGAUUAAUUUUGGAUGAGCCAAAUAUAUAUCAGAAAUCAUUUUCAAACAAUUCAGAUCCGAAAACAUAGAAUACAAAAACGAAAAGACCAUAGCCCCCUCCUGCAAGUACUGCAGUGUGAUUCCACUUCUGUAAGAAAAGUAAUUCCUUCAUCAUAGUCCCCUCCAUUUCUGACGCUUUCAUGGUAUAAUGUCCUCCAAGCUUCCAACAUGUCCCUGUGUCAAGACAUCCAGAUAUCAUUCCAAGAAUCUUCUGGGACCAUUCAACCUCUGUGACACCACGGUGAUGUGGUGUUUUUCAUUUUGUUCAAGUAGUUCUACAGAUCCCGCUCUUGUCAGGUGAGAAGUUCACAUGCUUUGUCAUAGAGAUCCUACAUAUCUACGGGCUGUAUGUUGUAUCUAUAUAGGAUCUCUAUGGGCUGUAUGUUGUAUCUAUAUAGGAUCUCUACAGGGCUGUAUAGUGUAUCUAUAUAGGAUCUUUAUGGGCAGUAUGUUGUAUCUAUAUAGGAUCUCUACGGGCUGUGUGUUGUAUCUAUAUAGGAUCUCUACGGGCUGUGUGUUGUAUCUAUAUAGGAUCUCUAUGGGCUGUAUGUUGUAUCUAUAUAGGAUCUCUACGGGCUGUAUGUUGUAUGCAGGGUAGUCCGUAGUUGUCUGGUUUAUAGUCUUAAUAGGGUUGUCUCCUGAGCCCCCCAUACUGUACCUGGACUCUCACCUGAGAUUCAACAACAGUAAAGUACAUUGAGAAUGAUAUGAUGACACAGCCAAAGGGGCUGGAGAAAAGCCACUCCCUUUACAACAUCUUGCAGUUCCUUUCUACCCUCCCUUCCCAACAUGGAUUAGCCUGUGUCUAGGCCUGGAUUUACCCGUGUAGUUGUACAGGUCCUUUCUGAGACUGGCUACACUGAACGCUAAUCUUAUUAGGGGUUCAAGUAUCGAAGCUGAGAGAAACCCUGUUGUAUUUGUUGGGGUUCAUUGUUAUACCGGUUCUUUCCGCAAGGAAAAUGAACAUGCAAAUUCCUGUGUGAUGGUAAGGCUGAGGAGGGUACAAUUUGGCAUGAUGGGAAAGGCCCAUAGUCCACACCGUCUCAUGCAAUGCCAUGCCAGGGUCUCAUGGUGAAGCUAUAUCAAACGCUUAAAAUUUCAUAUUUUGAAAGGUCAUGCCCCUUAUCCCAUGUGACCUAGAGUCCGGAAAUUCAGUACACAGGUUUCUCUCCUCACAUGGAACAAAUUUUCCUCAAGAUCCCAUAAGGUCCGCUAUGAUGGAUUUUCUGCCAUUUUAGAAUUUUUUGAAAAACACUUAAAUUAAAUCUCCUCCGGAACCACUGGGCCGAUCAGGUUGAAACUUGAAUUAUAGCAUCUAUGGACCAAGGUCUCUCAACGCAAUAUUUUCCUGGCUAGCAUCUGAAAGAACACGGACCAAUAAACAUUCAAGUGGGCGUGACCUGGCACAUAAAUGCAUAAAAAUCUGACACGGUUAUUCGUAUUGUAACAACUUGCUAUACAUGUUCAAAACCCUGUCUGGACUUAACGUAUGCAAGCACAUUUAAAUCGACCACACAGUGGCUAUAAUGGGCACAUAUUUAUAUCUCUUGAUCUGUUUGACUUAGUCAUGAAAUUUGGCACACAUGCUCAGGGAGGCGAGUCUAGCUAACCUGUAGAGUAUGGUUCUAUUUGGCCGCAUGGAGGCGCUGUUGGACAUGAGAAAUAAUACAUGCGAGCUCAUUGGCUUAGCGGCCAUAUUGUUUGAGCUAGAGUCUUAUUUGAAGACAUGUCUAUAGAUGCUAAAUACCAAAUUUGGUGCUGAUCGGUUCAGCGGUUCUGGAGAAGAUGUUUAAAGUAGUCAACAUUUGAAAAGGUCCAAAAUACAUCAAAAGCAUGUUGCAUGAUCUGUUGGAUUUUGAGUUCUGAUAUUUGGAAAGCGUGGGAAGGAGUACAGAAGUGGCUCGCCCUAGGGUGACUUGUUUAAUUUGCUCUGGGGCCAUAGCUUGAACCCCGGCAUGGCUGCUUGCAGCUAUAUGUUAAACUGCUCUCGGUCAGGUUUAUAAUUUGAGCAGGGAACUCACAGGAUUCCCCACCUCCGUAACUUAUUUUUGAUCCACGAUCCUUUAUUGCAUCUGAGAACUGAGUUGUGCUGCAUAAUUUAAUUUGUGAGCAGUUGCAUUGGGAGUUGUACAAAGUCUUCUUCAGGUUCCAGAGAACGUUUUUCUCGGAGGGUCACACCAUUCACAAGAGCCAUGUGUCAUUUCACUUCCAUCAUUCUUCUUUUUCUCCCUCUUUCUGUAUCACUACUGCUGUCCUGAAAGUGUCCCGCUGACUAUUUCACAUUCUAUGUCACCCAAUUCAUUCCACUCAGCUUGUCUUCAUCCAUAAGUGAAAAGAAUAGAGGUUCUUUAUGCAACAUCUUGCUACUUUGCCAUAUGUUUUUUUACAAAAAUGUUGCAGUCAAAUAUUUUGUUUUGAAAUGAUUUUUUAAGUUCAGUAUUUGUGUUUGUGCUUGAGAGUGGUUACAUGGUUACUGUGAACUAUUUAUGAGAAGUGAAAAUAAACUUUAAACACAUGAAUAGGUUCAUAUUGCACAUGCAUUUCUCCCACACGUAUGAGAGCACAUGAAGUAUGUACUGUAUGUUAAUAUGUAUGUACAGUAAUUGAUGUUGCAGAAGAUACUGCUGUAUAGUACUGUAUGUAUGUGUCUGGUAACAUGGAGAGCACAGACUUAGUUCUUCCCAAUGACUCCAGUUCCUGUGCGGACACACACACUGUUACUGCAAGCAGUGUCCUUCCAGUUUUAAUCAGUUGUACUGUGUGUGUCUGUUUGUGUAUGUAUGUACAUAUGCUAUUUUAUUGAAAUGCUGUGUCAGAGAUGCCUGUUUCUUUUUUUAUGGUUCUAUUGGGCACAACCCAUACAGCCACUUACCGGUGAAAUCUUGAAUUGAAAGUGUCCAAUUAGCUGGCACAUUGCCUCUGUCUACCCAGGGUUCUCCCCAAAGAAUGUAAUAGAGGCGCUGUGCCACCUUGUGGACUAGCUGCGCCACUAUGUAAUAUUUAGUCUUUAAGUCAAUUAAAAAUAAUCAUAGUACUUUAUUUGUUAUCAUAUAUGAUUUUUGGGGGGGUCUAGAUUGCAGUAAAUGGCAGUUACAGGUGUUAAAAAAUGCCAAAAUUCCUGGGGCGAACCCUGCUACCAUGAUAACAUUUAUGAUGCAUUAUCAAGGAAAAGAUACUGUGUAAAUGUGUGUAUUUGGUGUGGCACACAGAAACACAGUACCUCUGUACUGUAGAGAUGGCUCUGCAAUGUUUCUCCCCAGUUUACACCCUUGCUGCUUUCAUUACAAGAUGAGGGUUUAGUUGCCGUUUUUCCUUCUCCGCUGUACAGUAGAUCUCAGAAGGCAGAACGAUGGAUUUGCUACCCAGGUGCAAGGCCAACAUCUCUGGACAGCAGGGCUGUCCUAUGGUGUGUGUGAAUGUGUGUGCAAUAAUGUAAUAUGCACACUGUUUAAAAUGUGAGUGGUAAUCUGGUCCCUUUUAAAAAUGUAUGCCAACCUCUGUUGUGGGGUGUGUUCAGUUUGGCGUCUGAUGCUGCACACAGUGCAGAUGGUGGUCCUUAGUGGUAUAUGAGUGUGUGAGCCAUUAGUCCACAUCCAUUUAGGUUUGAUUUAUGGACACACAAGUGCCUUAGCCGGGAGACCAGAGGUAUAGAGCUGUGUGUGUGUGUGUGUGUGUGUGUGUGUGUGUGGAGCUGCCAGUAUUGCAGAGGGUUUGGAUGGAAGGGUAGGGUAGAUGCAUGAUGGGACACUCUGUGGCAAGACUUCCCUUUCGCUUUAGUAGAACAAUGGCCCUGCAUUUAGUCUCAGUUCUUUCAUUGUUGUUAUUUCUAGUAAUAGACUUAGAUGUGAAACAGGAAUCUGAAACCUGGUGUUCCUUUUUUUUAACCUUCUGGUACAUUCUUUGAUUUGAAGAGGAAAAAAACUGAAUCUCCUCUUCUCUUCCUUAUCACGUUCACGUGUCCAUCAGGGUUGCCGAGACGGGAUCUUGACUCCAAACUUGUUUGUGCCCUUUAAAUGUGGAAGAAGAUCAAAGUUCUAUCCAUGGGUGUUGUCACUAAAUAGAGACACCAUUGAAGCUGUUAAAAGAUACAAAAUGAGAAUCAGAAUGUCUUUUAUUUAUGUGUGUCUGUGAUCUCUGUUACAUCUUAUGUAUUGCACUUUUGGGAGAAACAGAAGUGAUACAGUGGAAUCAUCCGCAUUGUGUCAUACCGAUAGAUGAGUGUUCCUAUCACUAAUGGUUUAUGAAGCUUCUCAUAGGCUUAAAGUCAAACCAAUUUGGCGAAGAUCACAGUGAUAGGUUGCUCCACAGAUUUUUGUUUUAUAUUGAAGUAUGCAGUCAUUUUUUUGUACUGUAAUUUUGCUGUAGUUUGAAUGCAUAUUGCACUUUUUUUUAAACAUUUGUUAAAAUAAUGUACUGUAUCUGUUUAUGAAAUUAAAUGUUUUUUCAUGCUAUCACAGUA